Solanum verrucosum is the source of this 1857-nucleotide messenger RNA. RefSeq lists its product as uncharacterized. Bases 1 to 1857 code for a protein of 618 amino acids. Lineage: Eukaryota; Viridiplantae; Streptophyta; Magnoliopsida; Solanales; Solanaceae. The record is from RefSeq and is a predicted model, not a curated record. Gene Ontology annotation, molecular function: methyltransferase activity. The transcript is spliced from 19 exons.
AUGUGUUGUACCAUUGCUUGCAAUGAUGGUGCCAAAGAAGUAUUUGAUGGAUGCAUCAUGGCUGCAGAUGGUCCAAGUACUCUGAAAAUGUUAGGCAAAGAGGCAACAUGCGAUGAAACAAGAAUACUGAGUGCUUUCCAGUAUGUCGAUAGUGAUGUUUUCCUUCAUUGUGACAAAACAUUCCUGCCUCACAACCUGACAACAUGGAGUGCUUGUAACUUUCUUGGAACCAUGAAUAGUAGAGGAUGUGUGACAUAUUGGCUCAAUAUAAUCCAGAAUCUUGGUGACUCAAAGCUGCCUUAUCUAGUAACUGUUGAUCCUCCUCACUCACCAGAGCAUACGUUGCUUAAGUGGACAGCGCGCUACCCAGUCCCCUCAGUUGCUGCAUCAAAAGCUUCAUGUGAGCUACAUCAAAUCCAAGGGAAGAGAGGAAUAUGGUUUUGUGGAGAAUAUCAAGGAUAUGGCUUCCAUGCGAAUGGACUAAAGGCGGGUGUGGUUGCUGCAGAUGGCAUGCUUAGAAGGAAUUCUGGUAUUUUAGAUAACCCCAAGCAUAUGGUACCAACCUGGCCUGAAACUGGAGCACGCCUCAUUGUUACUAGAUUUUUCAAAAGUUACAUUCAAACAGGAUGCAUAAUCUUGUUGGAAGAAGGAGGUACAAUUUUCACCUUCCAAGGCAUAGAGAGUAAAUGCUCACUGAAAGUUUCUCUUAGAGUUCAUAGUAUGCAGUUUUACUGGAAGGUUGCAACUCAAGCUGACAUAGGCCUUACUGAUGCCUUUAUUCAUGGGGAUUUCUCUUUCGUUGAUAAGCACGAAGGUCUUCUUAAUCUUAUCAUGAUAUUUAUUGCCAACAGAGAUUUGAAACAAUCUGUCAAGAGCGCUGGAGGCUGGUGGAGACCACUUAUUUUUACAGCAGCACUGUCAUCUGCAAAAUAUUUCUUUCGACAUGUUUUAAAUCGAAACACCCUGACUCAAGCUCGUCGGAAUAUCUCUCGUCAUUAUGACCUGAGUAAUGAACUCUUCUCACUCUUUCUGGAUGAGACAAUGACAUACUCAUGUGCAAUAUUCAAGAGUGAGGAUGAAGACCUGAAAGUUGCACAGCAGAGAAAGAUUUCUCUUCUCAUUGAAAAGGCCAAAAUUAGCAAGGAACAUCACAUUUUAGAGAUUGGAUUUGGCUGGGGAUGUUUUGCUGUGGAAGUUGUCAAGAACACAGGAUGUAAGUAUACUGGUAUCACUCUCUCUGAGCAGCAACUGAAGUAUGCACAGUUGAGAGUUGAGCAAGCCGGCCUUCAGGAUCAAAUUACAUUUCUCCUAUGUGAUUAUCGCCAAAUCCCAAAUAAGGACAAAUAUGACAGGAUUAUAUCAUGCGAGAUGUUAGAGGCUGUUGGUCAUGAGUUUAUGGCAGAAUUCUUUACUUGCUGUGAAUCUGCACUGGCAGAAGAUGGCCUUCUUGUCCUGCAGUUCAUUUACAUACCAGACGAUAGGUAUGACAGUCACAGGCAUAGCACAGACUUCAUGAGAGAGUAUAUAUUCCCAGGCGGAGGCUUGCCUGCACUAAGUCCAGUAACAUCAGCCAUGGCUGCUGCAUCAAAACUAUGUGUAGAGCACCUGGAAAAUAUAGGAAGUCAUUACUAUCAGACACUGAGAUGUUGGAGAAAAAACCUCCUGAAAAACAAGAGCCAACUUUGUGCUUUGGGAUUCGAUGACAAGUUCAUCAGGACAUGGGAGUACUACUUUGACUAUUGUGCUGCUGGAUUCAAAACAUGCACGAUAGGAGAUUAUCAGAUUGUAUUUUCAAGGCCAGGCAAUGUUGCAACAUUUGGUGAUCCUUACAAUGUUGCUAUGCCUUCAGCUUGUUAG